ACGGCGCGCGGCAGGCUGGUUCCGGAAGCCGCUCUCCUUCGCCUUCCUCGUUUGUCUCCUGUCACCAUGGCGCUGGCCGUCUUGCGGGUCCUGGACCCCUUCCCGACCGAGGCACCCCCGUUGGCGGUGCUGCUGCCCCCCGGGGGCCCGUGGCCUGCAGCGGGGCUGGGCCUGGUGCUGGCUCUGCGGCCCGCAGGGGAGAGCCCCGCAGGGCCGGCGCUGCUUGUGGCGGCCCUGGAGGGACCGGGCGCGGAGACCGAAGAGCAGGGUCCAGGGCCCCCGCAGCUGCUGGUUAGCCGCGCGCUGCUGCGGCUCCUGGCUCUGGGCUCCGGGGCGUGGGUGCGGGCGCGCCCUGUGCGGCGGCCUCCGGCGCUGGGCUGGGCGCUGCUUGGCACUUCACCGGGGCCCGGGCUGGGACCGCGAGUCGGGCCGCUGCUGGUGCGGCGCGGAGAGGCCCUACCAGUGCCCGGACCGAGGGUGCUGGAGACGCGGCCGGCGUUGCAAGGGCUGCUGGGCCCAGGGACGCGGCUGGCAGUGACUGAGCUCCGUGGGCGGGCCAAACUGGGUCAGGAGGCUGGGGACAGCAGCCGGCCCCCACCCCCACCCGUGGUGUCGUCCUUCGCGGUUAACCGCACAGUCCGGCGACUCCGGGGAGUUCUGGGAGGGACUGGAGAUUCACUGGGGGUAAGCCGGAGCUGUCUCCGUAGCCUGGGCCUCUUCCAGGGCGAAUGGGUGUGGGUGACCCGAGCCGGAGAGUCGUCGAAUACUUCCCAGCCACAUUUGGCCAGGGUGCAGGUCCUAGAGCCUCGCUGGGACCUCUCUGAAAGGCUGGGACCCGGCUCUGGGCAGCCGGGAGAGCCCCUCGCUGACGGACUGGCCCUCGUGCCUGCCACUCUGGCUUUUAAUCUCGGCUGUGAUCCCCUGGAAGUGGGAGAGCUCAGAAUUCAGAGAUACUUGGAAGGCUCCAGCACCCCUGAAGACAAAGGAAGCCGCUCAGUGCUGCCUGAGCCUCUGUUUGCCAAAGAGUUACACAUCGAAAUUGUGUCCUCUCCCCACUACAGCACCAACGGAAAUUAUGACCAUGUUCUUUACCGGCACUUUCAGACACCCAGGGCAGUCCAGGAAGGGGAUGUUCUGUGUGUGCCAACAGUUGGGCAAGUAGAGAUCCUGGAAGGAAGCCCAGAGAAACUGCCCAGCAGGUCCUGCAAAGGGAAGGGAAGCCUUGCUAGGAAGCUUCUGUGAUCCCUGAAAUGGAAUUCCAAUGUUGGUGGUGUAGCCCCUGGAGGCUGUUCCGCGGUUCCACUCCCCCAGAGCAAACCAGCAAGGAUCCAGCUCCACUGUCUCCCGUCUGGCUCUUGAGAACACAGCCCAGCUUUCCCCAGCAAUAUCCAGAUACGUUCAAGAGCUCUGAUCCUUGUACUUACUGAGAUGGUCCUGCUGUCCGUGGAAGGGGGGACUUCCCCCUAACCUCCCACGGUGCUGUUCCUCCUUGGAUUCCACUGCUCACCAUGUGCACUGUGACUCAGGGUUGAGAGGCCAGGUUCUAGCACUACCUACUGUUCAUUUAUACUGAAUAUCAGUAAGACACAGGCU
Molecule: messenger RNA, 1593 nt
Organism: Ailuropoda melanoleuca (giant panda)
Lineage: Eukaryota; Metazoa; Chordata; Mammalia; Carnivora; Ursidae
Product: peroxisome assembly factor 2-like
Exons: 4
Coding region: 67-1242 (391 amino acids)
Source: RefSeq, a predicted model, not a curated record